Molecule: messenger RNA, 948 nt
Organism: Acanthosepion pharaonis
Lineage: Eukaryota; Metazoa; Mollusca; Cephalopoda; Sepiida; Sepiidae
Source: the annotation of a GenBank genome assembly
AUGUACAGGCAAGGACACGUCUUAAUGGGCAUUUACGUUUUUUUCCCUUUCAAAUUUACUCAUCCUGUCACGGCUGUGCGAUGCUACCGGACUCAAGAUGUGUUUGGCGAAAGGCAACAAGUUUUUGACUUGUUUUUGCAUGCAGAAAGAUUAAAUUAUUUGAUUAAAUUCUAUCUAUCUAUCUAUCUAUCUAUCUAUCUAUCUAUCUAUCUAUCUAUCUAUCUAUCUAUCUCAGUUGAUCUAUCUAUCUAUCUAUCUAUCUAUCUAUCUAUCUAUCUAUCCCAGUCUGUUCAUAUCUAUCUAUCUAUCUAUCUAUCUAUCUAUCUAUCUAUCUUAUCUAUCUAUCUAUCUAUCUAUCUAUCUAUCUAUCUAUCUAUCUAUCUAUCUAUCUAUGUAAGUCUGUUUCUGUCUGUCUCUCUGUCUCUCUCUGUAUCUAUCUAUCUACCUAUAUAUGUAAUUCUGUUUCUAUCUAUCUAUCUAUCUAUCUAUCUAUCUAUCUAUCUAUCUAUAUGCUAUAUAUUUUUCUUCUAUCUAGUCUUUCCGUUUAUAUCUAAUUUACAUUCUUUCUUUCUUAAUCUGUUCGCAUUGGAAUCUCUUCAAAUCUAUCUAUCUAUCUAUCUAUCUAUCUAUCUAUCUAUCUAUCUAUCUAUCUAUCUUCAUAUUAAUUCCUUGAAAUCUCUUCAAAUUUAUUUAGUCUGUUCAUAUCUCACAAUAUCUAAUUCGGUUCAUAUCUAUCUAUCUAUCUAUCUAUCUAUCUAUCUAUCUAUCUAUCUAUCUAUCUAUCUAUCUAUCUUCAAUUCCUUGAAAUCUCUUCAAAUUCAUUUAGUCUGUUCAUAUCUCUCAAUAUCUAAUUCGGUUCAUUAUCUAUCUAUCUAUCUAUCUAUCUAUCUAUCUAUCUAUCUAUCUAUCUAUCUAUCUAAUUCUAUAUUUCUCUACCUAUCUUAUUAA